Molecule: messenger RNA, 543 nt
Organism: Acanthoscelides obtectus
Lineage: Eukaryota; Metazoa; Arthropoda; Insecta; Coleoptera; Chrysomelidae
Source: the annotation of a GenBank genome assembly
AUGUACGCACUUUUGCAUUUAUCAGUAAAUAAAGGAAUGAUUAUUACUCAAAAGUACUUGGUAAGUGGCCACACCCAGAUGGAGUGCGACAGCAUGCACUCCACAAUUGAACGAAAAACUCGUAAUAUAGAAAUCUAUUCUCCUGCUGGCUAUAUUGCUGCCUCCAAAUCAGCUAGAUUGAAUCCUAAGCCCUAUGAAGUUAAGUAUUUGAGUCAUAGGUAUUUUAAAAACUUUUCUGCACUCAAGUACCACACUUCCAUUCGCCCUGGCUAUAAAACAGGGGAUCCUACGGUUAAUGAUUUGUGCGCUAUUCAAUACAGACCUGACGGAACGCUACACUAUAAAUUGAGUUUUGACGAUGAUUGGAUGUUGCUGGAUAAGAGAUCAAGCAGGAAGAGUCAAGGGGCUGGAGAGAUCGUUCCGCUUUAUCAAAAUCCAUUGCCAAUUAAGAAAAGUAAAUACGACCACUUGCAAGACUUGAAGGCAAUCAUACCUCCAGACUAUCAUCUCUUUUAUGACACCCUGCCAUUUGAAGCCGAUUAG